AUGAUUGAAAUAACUGUGAAUGACCGACUGGGGAAGAAAGUUCGGAUUAAGUGUAACCCAACCGACACUAUUGGGGACCUAAAGAAGCUCAUUGCCGCUCAGACUGGUACCAGGCCUGAAAAAAUUGUGCUUAAGAAGUGGUAUAACAUUUACAAGGACGAAAUAACGCUUUUGGACUAUGAAAUACACGACGGCUUUAAUUUUGAACUAUACUAUAAAUGA
Messenger RNA from Enterobius vermicularis (human pinworm), 222 nucleotides. Lineage: Eukaryota; Metazoa; Nematoda; Chromadorea; Rhabditida; Oxyuridae. The record is from the annotation of a GenBank genome assembly.